UGACAUUAUAGUAUGUUAGAAACUGAUCCUAGGGACUAAGCAGGAAGUAUAAAUACAUGUAUAUAUUUAUAUAUAAAUAAAUGCAGAGGUAGUGAAUACGGAGACACAGCAACCUAAGAUACAUAGAUAUGCAGUGUAUUUUUGUCUGUUCUUUGUCUGGCGGUUCUAUUUCCAAGUGUUGUGUGAGUCCCUCCGAUAGCUUUUGUUGCUGCAGUGCUAACUGUCCAGGACAUGUAAUACUAGACCUGGGACAGGAGGACAGACCCCUGCCCCCACAGCGAUUUAUAAACUACUGCUUAACAAGAACAAUCUGUGUAGAGGUCUGAGCCCGGUCCUUACUGGGAAGCCAGGCACAGGAGGAGGGGGGGGGAGGGGAUGGAGGGGGGGAUGGAGGGAGGGAUUUGUCCUGAUGGCCAAGAAGUUUCAGGGUUUUUUUCUGUGCUGGUCAGAGAACUCUCCGGGCUGAAAUCUGAAACUGUAGAAGUUAAAAGUCUUAGGUGAGGAGCACAGACGUGUCUCUCUCUCUCUCUGAGUAGCCUUUUCGCUUCUGGACUAAAUUUCACUUCUGCUCUGUCCCCCGUGGUUCCAAAGGGAGUCUUUUCAGUGUGACCACUUCUAUGACGGUCCAGACAGAGAUGACGCUCCUCCUGGCCAUGUCUGCCUUGACGUGGUGGAGCAGCUGUCUGGCCACGCCCCUCCCGUUCAACUUGUCACUGGAGGGCAGUGCAGAGGUGGAGGAGCUAGGGGCUCUGGUCCCCACCUUUUACUUACCUGAAACAGAUGGCCCCGGCACCGAGUUCCCACCCACCCUGGAUGGCUCCGCCUUCCUCAGUCACAUGGUGCAGUUCCUGCAGGAGAACCUUCUCCUCAUCCUCGUCAGCUCCUCCCUCCUUGCUAUCGUCGUCCUCGUCGUCUGCUGCGCGGCCAUGAUGAGCCACAGGAGGAAGGGUAACGCCUACUACCCUUCCUCCUUCCCUCCCAAGAUGUACGUGGACCAGAAGGACAAGAGCGGGGGUAUCAGGCCCUUCAACGAAGUGCCUGAGCAGCCCUCCGACACGCAGCCCGGUGAGCCGCUGGAUUCCAGCAAGCAGCUCCAGGCUGACAUCAUGAAGGCUGUGAAGAACCUCCGCACUCCUACGAAGGCUCCUCUCAACCAGGCGGCGCUUGGCAGGAGUCCGGAGGUCAGUCUUCCUCCUCGGGCAGAGGAGGAAAGCAUCCCAGACAGCGAGGAGUCAGAGCCGUGUGACCCAGAGGAUCCAGAGGAGCCGUCGGACGGCGAGGGCCCGUUGAGCAGCAGCCCAGAGCCAGGUGUGAUGCCGGCUGUGAUGCCGGCUGUGAUGCCGGCUGAGCAGCCAGACCUCCAGGAACACCACGACUCUGCAAAGCCUCCUUCUGGAAGGCCAAAUUCACCAGCCAGACAGGAGAGGCCUUCCUCUCCAGACACAGAAAAUGACUCAUCAGCUAGCGUCCAGAUGAUUACUGGAGAAAAAACUGCCUUUUAGUAGGACUGAGCAUGAACGAUCUUUUGCGGUUUGCUACCUUUUGAACCGCUUGAGUGACAAACUCAGCCUUCAGCUUUGUGACCUGCAACGCUUUUCUUGAAGAGCUAGUUUAUUUUGAAGCACAAAUACUCUGCAGAAAUCUCUGUCGGGAGAGGGCGAUUAGAACCCAAUAGGAUGUUUUAUCAUUCCCUGAUGAACACGUUUUUAGACUUGUUUGUAUAAAAGCAUUUACUUUCGAACGGACAAAAGUAAUACUGGCUGUGUGGAAAUGGCUGACAAAAGGUUUUGCUCAGAAGAUUUUGCCACUAAAUGCUGUUUAAUGAAGCUCAACAUCACAAUUGCUUGUAUUUUAAUACAAUUAUACCUUACCGGUUUAAAGUAUAUUUUUGUAUUUCAUGUUCAGUUGCUGCCAAGUGCAUUUGGUGGAUAUAGGGCUGCACCUAAAUAAAUGAAAAAUGCACACACUAAUGUUGUACAAGUGGAAAACAAGAUGAAAACUUUUGUUUGGCUCGAUAAGCAAUGUAGGCUUGGCAUACCAUGGUAACAAUGCCACCUUGUGGCCAAUUAUAGAACAGCGCUUUCAUAACAAAGGAACUGAGUCUGAAUAGAAUUGAAAUGGACAUUUGAAACGCAGUAAGCGCUUAUCCAAACGUCUUAUGCGGCACCGCACAUCCUUGGGUUCAGAAACAGACACCUGAAAAACUACAACUUCGUACAGUACCCAAUUCUUGAGCUAAUCGCAAAACAAUUGUUGCCCCUAAAAUCCCACCAUGAUUUCUCACAUAAGUGUCUACAUUCAAAUCAAAUGUAUUUGUACAGCCCUUUUUACACGCAAGCAUGUCACAGAGGGCUUCACAUAUGCCCAUAGA
Messenger RNA from Hypomesus transpacificus, 2371 nucleotides. Its product is annotated as transmembrane protein 119-like. Gene Ontology annotation, biological process: positive regulation of bone mineralization; positive regulation of osteoblast differentiation; positive regulation of osteoblast proliferation. Bases 618 to 1502 code for a protein of 294 amino acids. Gene Ontology annotation, cellular component: plasma membrane. The record is from RefSeq and is a predicted model, not a curated record. The transcript is spliced from 2 exons. Lineage: Eukaryota; Metazoa; Chordata; Actinopteri; Osmeriformes; Osmeridae.